AUGGCCCUGAUGCAUGUGCGGAGAUGCGCUGUGCCUUCCAAAAUGGCCGUUUUUAAUGGCGGCCAAAUCUUGCCGCCUAGGAAGUGCUGCGUGAAUCAAAUGCGCCUUAUCAUCUUGAGUGGGAGAAGAUACACAAAAUGGCUGGCAAGAAAAGCCAUGGUUCGUAAUUGGCUCUUUACCCAUAACAGGAGUGGGACGCUAACACGAGGACCCCUGUACAAUAGACAGGCCCCCGUAGGCAAAACAGUCACCCCUGUUCGAGGCAAAGACUGGGGCCUCGGCAGGGCUUCGACUAGGUAUUCAAGAGGCAUCCGCGGGAUUCAUGUCGGGCACUUCAGUUCGUCUUACUUGUCAAGAGCCCGCUGGGGAAAAAGCGGACUUAGCAGAUGCUUGAUAGCGGAUGGUGAUAUCGAGGUACAUGUUCCAAGCAUCGCACGGGUAAGGUGGCCCAUUUUACCGUCGAUGUGCUGA
Molecule: messenger RNA, 471 nt
Organism: Pochonia chlamydosporia 170
Lineage: Eukaryota; Fungi; Ascomycota; Sordariomycetes; Hypocreales; Clavicipitaceae
Exons: 1
Coding region: 1-471 (156 amino acids)
Source: RefSeq, a predicted model, not a curated record